Messenger RNA from Miscanthus lutarioriparius, 1869 nucleotides. Lineage: Eukaryota; Viridiplantae; Streptophyta; Magnoliopsida; Poales; Poaceae. The record is from the annotation of a GenBank genome assembly.
AUGAAGGAGAAGCGUGGGCUCGAGGACGCCGGCGGCGCCGGCGCCGGCGACGGGUGCCCUGAUGCCAAGAGGGCGCGGCCUCCGGCUCUGGCCAGUGUUAUUGUUGAAGCGUUAAAGAUGGAUGGUCUGCAGAGGCUCUGCUCAUCAUUGGAACCAAUUCUUCGUAGAGUAGUCAGUGAAGAAGUGGAGCGCGCACUGGGGAGACUUGGCCCUGCAGCAAUCGGUGGAAGGUCUUCCCCAAAGCGAAUUGAAGGUCCAGAUGGCAGAACUCUGCAACUCCAAUUCCGGACAAGGCUGUCACUUGCCCUUUUUACUGGAGGAAAAGUUGAAGGGGAGCAGGGAGCUGCAAUUCAUGUUGUUUUGUUUGAUGCUGGCACUGGCUGUGUUGUAUCCUCUGGACCAGAGUCGUCUGCCAAACUUGACAUUGUUGUUCUAGAAGGUGAUUUCAACAAUGAAGAUGAGGAGGGCUGGACAGGGGAAGAGUUUGACAGUCACGUUGUGAAGGAGCGCGAGGGAAAGCGGCCUAUUUUAACUGGUGAUCUACAAGUCACACUAAAAGAAGGUGUAGGGACAAUUGGGGAGCUUACGUUCACAGAUAACUCUAGCUGGAUAAGGAGUAGGAAAUUCAGGCUUGGGUUGAAGAUUGCCUCAGGAUUUUGUGAGGGUGUUCGCAUUCGUGAGGCAAAAACAGAAGCCUUUAUGGUUAAGGACCAUAGAGGAGAAUUGUACAAGAAGCACUAUCCACCUACACUGAAAGAUGAGGUCUGGAGGUUGGAAAAAAUAGGGAAGGAUGGGUCAUUCCAUAAGAGGCUGAACAAAUCUGGAAUAUCUACAGUUGAGGAUUUCCUUAGGCUCGUGGUUCGGGACCCACAGAAAUUACGCAGUAUACUUGGAAGUGGUAUGUCCAACAAAAUGUGGGAAACCCUUGUGGAACAUGCAAAGACUUGUGUCUUAAGUGGAAAAUAUUACAUAUACUAUUCUGAUGAGGGCAGAAGUAUUGGUGCUAUUUUCAACAACAUCUAUGCAUUCUGUGGGUUGAUUUCUGGCGAGCAGUUCUAUUCAUCUGAGAGUCUUGAUGAUAGCCAAAAGCUGUUUGCUGAUGCAUUGGUAAAGAAAGCAUAUGAUAACUGGAUGUAUGUCAUUGAAUAUGAUGGCAAAGGUCUUUUGAACCCUAAACCAAAGAAAAAGACUGCAUCCACUGGUCAAGCUGAGACACAUGCUCCUGCGGGUGGUCCGACUUCAUAUCAACAACACCUCUCCUCGAUGAGCACGUCAGGGCCAUCACCAUCAGGUGGAACUGAUUCUGUAGGGUAUGGUGUCGACCAAUCAGCAACACAUCCAUCUCAACUCCAGAGUUCAUCCGCCAAUGUCCAGUCUGCCAUUGUCCAGCCACCAUAUGAUGACACAUUUUCGUUCUUACCACCUAACAUGCUGACAGGGUCUGCAAAUGAUGCCAUGGGUCUGGAACUGGGCCAGUUGCAGCAAGUAAUUUCUCAGGGCCAGGCAAUUCAGCCAGCAAACGUGGGAUAUGGUGAUUGGCCCAGAAACCGUGACAGUCAGUAUGCUGAUGACUUCACUGAAGACAUUCGCGUGAAGAGUCACCAGAUGCUUGAGAGCGAGGACAUGCAGCAGCUGCUGAGGGUCUUCAGUAUGGGUGGAGCUUCUGGCAGUUUGCCAGAUGACACGUUCAACUUCCAGUCCUACAUGCCCUCUCCCUUACCGAACCUCGGGUUCGAAACUGAGCGUAGCCAUUCAUCUGGCAAAGCUGUUGUUGGCUGGCUCAAGAUCAAGGCGGCAAUGAGGUGGGGAAUUUUCGUCAGGAAGAAAGCUGCCGAGAGAAGGGUGCAGCUGGUCGAGCUGGAGGAUUAA